AUGACCGGUCAAUGUUUGAAUGGAUUUGAGACGCUUAGCCCCUACUUUCAUUACUAUUUAUCAGCUAUCAUUGCGUUUUGUGCUGGAAUUGUUGUUAUAAUUGCAUACACGGUACUGGAAUGCCGGAGGAAGAAGGUAAGUGUUCAUCUUUUACCUUUACUUUCUAUAACAUGGCUUAAAGAGAUGAGGUUCAUGGAUGAUAUUAAGUCAGAUUUAAGGGUUUUUCUAAAAUAAGUUUCUAGAGUUACUGUAAAAUGAGAUUCAGGCCAUAUUAUAGUUGAUUUUUAAUAUAAUGAUGGUGAAAAAGGAAGGUUAUUCCGUAUUUUACAUUCGGUUAUAGACAUUUUACGGCGUAGAAGACAAGAUGGAAGAGGAGGAGUUGUUGAGAGAGCGAGAGAAGAGCAUCAAGAACAGGCCGACCGAGAUGAAGAUCGUACGUUCGCGAGAAGCUGAAGACGCGUCAAGUAAUGGGAUCCGGGUCCUAGUCAAGGCCAAGAAACGUUCUCAUCGAGGCUCAUUGAUUCGAGAGUAAGUCUUUUUUUAUUUAAAGAGAAAGGUUUUGAUUAUUCGAUUAAGCCUAAAAAGAGAAAUUUGGCUUUGAAAGGGGAAUUUUAGGCUUAAAACCUUGAUUUGAAGCCUAAAACAAGGUCUUUUGAACAAAAAAUCUCUUUAAAGCCCUAAAAGUAUGAAUUUUUAAAUUUUAAAAAUAAUAAAGUAAACUUAAACUUUCAGCUACACCCCCGCCUUUGCUCCAACCCCCCUAAUCGACUCGUAUAUGCGACGAUCUACUCGACAUGGCAGCCCCGACCUCAAAAUGUUGCAAGGCUACUCUCGCGAAGCCACCUCACGACCACAAGGAUCGGAAAACGCCAAAACUACAGUCAAAUCGAAGCCAGCCCGACCCCUCUCGCAGAACGCCACAUCCAAAGGCCGUGCCAAGUUCUCCAAGGAACAUACGACCGGUCGAAUGGGACCAGCACCAGCUUCCGUCGACUCGCCUAAAACGAAUUUGCUCAAGUCAGACAAGAAGAAGGAAACUACAAAGGCAACACAGUCACAAAAACUGGAUUAA
Molecule: messenger RNA, 1072 nt
Organism: Bursaphelenchus okinawaensis
Lineage: Eukaryota; Metazoa; Nematoda; Chromadorea; Rhabditida; Aphelenchoididae
Source: the annotation of a GenBank genome assembly